Molecule: messenger RNA, 4256 nt
Organism: Oncorhynchus keta (chum salmon)
Lineage: Eukaryota; Metazoa; Chordata; Actinopteri; Salmoniformes; Salmonidae
Product: vasopressin V2 receptor-like
Exons: 2
Coding region: 134-1450 (438 amino acids)
Biological process (GO): regulation of systemic arterial blood pressure by vasopressin; positive regulation of vasoconstriction; G protein-coupled receptor signaling pathway
Cellular component (GO): membrane
Molecular function (GO): peptide binding; vasopressin receptor activity
Source: RefSeq, a predicted model, not a curated record
UACUUCUGUUAGUCGUUCUGCAUAAGAACGUCUGCUAAAUGACUCAAAUGUGAAUGUAUUUAAGGCGUCGUUUGGUUAUUGUAAAGGUGCAGAAGGGUAGCCCCUCCCUCCUGGGGUGCAUCCGUAGAUAUAAAUGCUUUGCCACCGCCGCCGCUCCUCUUCAUUCGCAGUGGUGGUGCAGUCUCCAAAGUUUUCCCGCGUCUACGUUUUCUACUCUACACUUUCAACAAUUGCACAUUUACAUAAACGUGUAUUUCAGUUGUAUACAUUUAGGCAGAUUUUGGUUCAUGUUUACUGUACUAGCCAAUAUUUUACCUGUGGACGUACGUGCCAAAUUGUUUUCGUUUUUAUCUGUAAAACUGACAUUUUGUUUCAAAGUAUGACUUUCUUUAGUCCAAAUAUUAGUAAUAGAAGUUUGGAAACAGAAUUGGCCGAGAAUUUGUCCCGGGAUGAGCGCUUGGCUCGAGUUGAAAUAGCCCUUUUAAGCAUAAUAUUUGUCAGUGGAGCAAUCUUAAAUUUUGGACUGCUAUUUGUGCUGUGGAAGAGGAGGAAGCAGCUGUCGAGGAUGCGCGUCUUUGUUUUUCACCUUUGCCUGGCAGACCUUGUUGUCACAUUUUUCCAAGUUUGUCCGCAGCUGAUGUGGGAUGUAACGGACAGAUUCUUCGGUCCUGACGUUUUGUGCCGCCUGGUGAAAUACCUGCAGGUCGUUGGCAUGUUUGCCUCCACUUACAUGAUUGUAGUGAUGACCAUUGAUCGCUAUCAAGCAAUCUGUAACCCAAUGGUUACUUUCCAGAGGCGGAGAGCGCGCUGGAACGUGCCUGUGUGCGUUGCUUGGUCUGUAUCCCUCAUCGGGAGUCUCCCUCAAGUAUUCAUCUUCUCCCGAGUUCAAAUCGCGCCUGGUGUCUAUGACUGCUGGGCUGACUUCAUCAAACCGUGGGGGCUAAAAGCUUACGUGACCUGGACCACUCUAGUGAUAUUUGUCUUGCCCAUCUUAACUGUUAUCGUGUGCCAGGUGCGUAUUUGCCGAGCUGUUCAAAUCAACUUUCACAUGAAAACUCAACAAGUAUCGACAUUUCUCGCCAAACCGCUGCCCUCCAGGGCAAGUAGCGUUGCUGGGGUAUCCAAAGCCAGGAUCAAGACCGUGAAGAUGACUUUGGUCAUUGUUCUUGCCUACAUUAUCUUUUGGACUCCUUUCUUCACUGUCCAGCUGUGGUCCGUCUGGGAUGUCCAAGCACCCACUGAGACUGCAACUUUCACCAUCCUGAUGCUCCUGGCGAGUCUGAACAGCUGUGCAAACCCCUGCAUCUACCUGCUCUUCAGUGGGAAGCGCCCCAAGAUACGUGUGGCUUUAGUGUGUGUUAGCCAGUCGGACAUGAAUGACUCCAUACAAGAGGACGCCACUGUGGUUAGCUCGCGGUACAGUUCCAAGAGCCUUUCUAACUCCAGAUGAAACAAGUUGACAGGAGCUCAGUCUGGCUCAGGGGUGGGCAACUCCAGUCCUCGGGGGCCUGAUUGGUGUCGCACUUUUUCUCCAUCCCUAGCAAACACAGAUGAUUAAUGCUGAUAGAGCUUGGUGUAUAUAUAUGUAAAGAGCAUAUAUUAAAUAUUCAGCUCACUAAGCAUAGCUGCGGGAAGUAGUGGUGCUUCAGGACCUGCUGAAAAAUCAGAAUACCUUUUGAAUAAUUUUGAGAAUAAUACAUUCGCACACACUGGGCCUUUUACGAGUCCUGUAUUAGCUGACCAAUAUAGCCAUCUGAAGCAUAGUCACAUUUUUCUUCGAAAAUUGUAUUUUUUUCCCACAAAAGUAGUGCACUGGGCCUUUCAUAAUCCUGUAUUAAAGACCCAAAAUAGCUGUCUGUAGUGCAGGCAUUUAAAUAUAUAUAUAUUAUGUUAAACUAAUACAGGCCUUCACGAGGCCUGUAUUAGGGGAAAGAUAUAAACUCGUCCUCUCAAUGUCAACUGCGGUUAUUUUCAGCAAACGUAACAUGUGUAAAUAUUUAUAUGAACAUAACAAGAUUCAACAACUGAGACAUGUGACUAACAUAAAUGGAAUAAUGUGUCCCUGAACAAAGGGGGGUCAAAAUCAAAAGUAACAGUCAGUAUCUGAUGUGGCCACCAGCUGCAUUAAGUACUGCGUGCAUUUCCUCCUCAUGGACUGCACCAGAUUUGCCAGUUCUUGCUAUAGUAAGAUGUUACCCCACUCUUCCACCAAGGCACCUGAAAGUUCCUGGACAUUUCUGUGGGGAAUGGACCUAGCCCUCACCUUCCGAUCCAACAGGUCCCAGACGUGCUCAAUGGGAUUGAGAUCCGGGCUCUCCUCUGGCCAUGGCAGAACACUGACAUUCCGGGCUUGCAGGAAAUCACGCACAUAACGAGCAGUAUUGUCAUGCUGGAGAGUCAUGUCAGGAUGAGCCUGCAGGAAAGCUACCACAUGAGGGAGGAGGAUGUCUUCCCUGUAACGCACAGCGUUGAGAUUGCCUGCAAUGACAAGAAGCUCAGUCCAAUGAUGCUGUGACACACCGACCCAGACCAUGACGGACGGACCCUCCACCUCCAAAUCGAUCCUGCUCCAGAGUACAGGCAUCGGUGUAACGCUCAUUCCCUCGACGAUAAACGCGAAUCCGACCAUCACCCCUGGUGAGACAAAACCACGACUCGUCAGUGAAGAGCACUUUUUGCCAGUCCUUUCUGGUCCAGCGACGGUGGAUUUGUGCCCGUAGGUGACGUUGUUGUCGGUGAUGUCUGGUGAGGACCUGCCUUACAACAGGCCUACAAGCCCUCAGUCCAGCCUCUCUCAGCCUAUUGCGGACAGUCUGAGCACUGAUGGAGGGAUUGUGCAUUCCUAGUGUAACUCAGGCAGUUGUUGCCAUCCUGUACCUGUGGGAUUUUCAGAUGUACCGAUUGUGUGCAGGUGUUGUUACAUGUGGUCUGCCACUGCGAGGACAAUCAGCUGUCCGUCCUAUCUCCCUGAAGCGCUGUCUUAGGCGUCUGACAGUACAGACAUUGCAAUUUAUUGCCCUGGCCACAUCUGCAGUCUUCAUGCCUCCUUGCAGCAUGCCUAAGGCACAUUCACACAGAUGAGCAGGGACCCUGGGCAUCUUUCUUUUGGUGUCUUUCAGAAACAGUAGAAAGGCCUCUUUAGUGUCCUAAGUUUUCACAAUUGUGACCUUAAUUGCCUACUGUCUGUAAGCUGUUAGUGUCUUAACGACUGUUCCACAGGUGCAUGUUCAUUGAUUGUUUAUGGUUCCCUCGACAAGCAUGGGAAGAUCUGUGAAGUUAUUUGGAUUUUUAUGAAUUAUCUUUGAAAGACAGGGUCCUGAAAAAGGCACACUUCUUUUAUUGCUGAGUUUAGCAGUCGAUAGCGCAGGCAAAAUAAAAAUCGCAGCACCCCCACCCUCAAACAUCUUCCUGCUGCUAUAACUCUAAGAUCUAGCUACAUCUGCAAAUUGUUACAGCACAUGUAUGUUUAUACGUUUUUUCAGGUACUGAAAAUGAAUAUAGACAGGGAGCUGUGUACACAGAUGUAAAUACUGACACUGACAGUGUUAUAAAGAAACCUCAUUGCAUAUGUUUUGAACACAGAUAGUCAUUGUGAUUCAGGAAUGUUCUCAUGGCAUGAAUUUGAACAUUCAAGCAUCGAGCUGGUUAAGGUGACAUAUACGCAGUGAAAUUAGCUUAUGUAAAGAAGGGCCUAUGCCCAACAUACUGUCAGUGUUUGAAUUCAUAUUUAUUGCAAUUUAGUUAUUGUAACUGUUGUUAGCCUCAGUGUUUUGCACAUCUGAUUAUGUCAGCAUUAAAAUGCUGGGUGGAAAAUAUAUUGAUUUCAGAUAUGCAAUUUAUUAAUAUAUCAAUUAUAAAAUAUGAACUAUGUGCAGAAAGUAAGCUACUUUAUGAUGUAGGCUACAAUACAUCUAGGAUGCCAGUAAAUGUAGACUAUAUCUGUUUUCCUCAUUUGAUCCAGGAGAGUGGGUUGGGUAUAUUCACAGCAGAGGUAGACUACUUCAAGGAGUGUCCGAGGACACUGUGUCCCACGGCCAAGGGAGGUGAUGGGUAGACAUAGGAGGUCAGAUGAAUUCCAAUAAAAUAGCCUAAUGAUGUCCUCAAGACAAAAUAAAACAUAUAUUUACAAGGAAGGACACCUUGGCUCUUAGUUACUUUGUACCUAAGUUAGUUGUGACAAAAUAAGUAAGAAAUAAGAGUUGGCUCCUAUUUUACUACACCAUGGUCCAUAUAUAUGAGACAUUUUGGAAAUUAUC